AUGAGCCUUUCCUCCUUUCUUCUUGGCUCCAAGCCUCCAGUCGACGCAGAGCUCGAUGGUUUAUUCAAGGCAGCACUACCAACAGCGCCUGAUGCCCCACCUAUCCCAGGCCCCUCUAAGGGUAUCUCGAAACAAAAGCGCAAACCAGAAGCUGAGAAAAUCGCUCCUGAGAAACCACAUAAACGAGCCAAAGGCAGCUCAGAACCUACAAUACCUGCAUCCAAGUCCAAGAAGGACAUACCGAGCCCCGACAAGUCCAAGAAGCAGUCUGUUGUCGAGGAAAGUGCGCAGAAGAAAUCCAGGAAGAAGGAAAAAGAAAAAGAGAUCAAGCUACCAUCCGACGAGGAGGGCAGCGACGACAACUCUGAUCUUGAAAUUGCAUACUUGAACAAGGAGAAAAGGACUAAACCUACCAAAGAGUCGGAACAGGAUGUCUCUGACUCGAGCUCUGAUGAGAGCGAAGUGGAUUCAAAUGUUCCUGUUCAUGAAUCUCAGGCGAAGGGGGCCAGGAGACGCGUCAAGCAGCCCAAGAAGAAAACCGUCCUAGAAGACGAGACUCCAGAACGAAGGGACCAGAGAACUAUUUUUGUCGGGAAUUUGCCUAUCGAUGUUGCUUCGAAAAAGCCCUUGAAAAAGCAACUCCAGAACCACAUCCUAUCCUUCGUACCCACCGCCAAAAUCGAGUCUGUGCGCUUCCGUUCGAUACCCUUCCAAGCACCCACCACAACACUCCCCACAUCUGCCGACGAGGGCAACGGCACUAAAUCAAAACCAAACACUCAAGCGCCAAAGAAAGAACCGCGAGCUCACGACAAAGAACGCGCAACAAGCUGGCGCAACAAACGCGACGAAAAGGACGAAGAGAACGUCAAAGCAGACGAGAAAAAGUUUCUCAACCCCGCUCAAAAGAAGAAAAUCGCUUUUAUCAACCAAGAGUUCCAUGCGUCCGCCGACAGCGUCAACGCCUAUGUUGUCUUUGCACACCCUCGAAGCUCGGAGGGUCGGCCGGCAAACCUGCCCCCGCUCUCACCGGCUAUGGAUCCGUAUGAAGCCGCCUUCCAGGCAGCGAGCAAGUGCGACGGGUCGCUGUUUAUGGAACGGAUGCUUCGUGCAGAUCUGGUUGGGAAGAACAGGGGAAAAGCGGCUCCGAGGAAGGAUGACGAUGGUGUUGAGGUCCCUGCAGGAAUCUUGGAAGCGGACCCACGGUUGUCUGUGUUCGUUGGCAACCUGGACUUUGCUAGCAAGGAAGAGGACUUGAGGGCAUUCUUUGAGAGCGUGGUCACUGCUGAACGGGGUGCACCGCCAGAGAAGGACGAUGGUACAAUGUCAGAGACGAAGAAGUCGUCGUGGGUCACUCGCGUGCGUAUCGUUCGCGACAAAGACACACUUCUCGGAAAAGGCUUUGCGUAUGUCCAACUUGCGGAUCGAGAAUGCGUGGACGAGCUGUUAGCACUAGAAGAAUCGAAACUCAAAUUCGCCAAACGAAAGCUACGCGUGCAGCGCUGUAAAACACUUCCGGGAUCCAAAACGCUUGUCGCCGGCGGGUCCACGACUACAGGAAAAAGCGGCAAAUGGGCUGGAACACCCACACCUAUCGUCGUCCCACAGGGUAAUCCUGCUCUCGGAGAGAAGCUCGUGGGCCUGCCGAAGGAGGAGCGCAAGAAGCUCAAAUCGACAGACGCAGAUCGCGUCGCGAGGAGGCUGGCGAAGAAGAAGGCGAGAAUGGCUAUGGAGAAGUCGAUGAAGGGCAAAGAGCCUGGAGGCAAAACGAGGAAACGGGUGCGGUCGUAA
This is a messenger RNA of Cyclocybe aegerita, 1791 nucleotides long. Lineage: Eukaryota; Fungi; Basidiomycota; Agaricomycetes; Agaricales; Hemipholiotaceae. The record is from the annotation of a GenBank genome assembly.